Mytilus trossulus (common blue mussel) is the source of this 924-nucleotide messenger RNA. Its product is annotated as zinc finger protein 239-like. The transcript has a single exon. The coding region runs from base 1 to 924 and encodes 307 amino acids. NCBI's taxonomy places the organism in Eukaryota, Metazoa, Mollusca, Bivalvia, Mytilida, Mytilidae. The record is from RefSeq and is a predicted model, not a curated record.
AUGUGUGGUAAAACGUGUAGUAGUCGAUACAACUUAAAAACACACAUGCAGAUACAUACUGGCGAAAAACCUUAUAUUUGUGAGAUUUGUGGUACAAGUUUUAGAUAUGGUAGCACAUAUAAAGUACAUAUAACCACCCACUCUCAGUCUGUCAUGUCUGUUUGUAAAUGUAAUGUUUGUGAGAAAACAUUUACUAAGAGUCUGUACUUAAAGAAUCACAUGAGAAUACACAGUGGUGAAAAACCUUAUAAAUGUGAUAAAUGUGGUAUAAGAUUAAACGACAAAUACAGCUUGCGUAGACACACAAUAAAUCGUAUUUGUGAUCAAUUUUAUAAAUGUGAUGUAUGCGAUAAAGGAUUUAGUGAAAGUUACAACUUGCAUGUGCAUAGAAAAACGCAUAUAUUAGACAAACCUUAUAAAUGUGACCACUGCGGAGAAGAAAUGAGUCAAUACAGUGACUUAAUGGUACACAUUGAAAAUAUACAUACUGAAGAAACCCCCUUGAAAUGUGAUACAUGUAGAAAAUGGUUUAAAAACCUUAAACUUCACUGUAAGAGAGCACAUGCGGCUGAAAAUGUUGACAAACUUUAUAAAUGUGAUAUAUGUGGUAAAGAAAUAAAACGGCUGAAGGAGCACAUGAAAAGACACAUAGAUGAGAAAACAUUUAAAUGUGAUAUAUGUGAUAGACAUUGUAGUACUAAAUCAAACCUGAAAGAACAUUUGAAUCACUCAAAUGAGAAAAAAACUUAUAAAUGUGUUGUCUGUGGUAAAGAAAGUCAAAAAAGGUUUGAUGCAGAGGUCCAUAUGAGAGUUCAUACGGGUGAAACGCCUUAUAAGUGUGAUUAUUGUGGUAAAGGGUUUAAGUGCUAUGCUCACUUGAAAUUACACUUACGAAUACACACGGGUGAGACCUUAUCAAUGUAA